Dromiciops gliroides (monito del monte) is the source of this 1490-nucleotide messenger RNA. It is a transcript of the gene NRIP2, whose product is annotated as nuclear receptor interacting protein 2. Lineage: Eukaryota; Metazoa; Chordata; Mammalia; Microbiotheria; Microbiotheriidae. Gene Ontology annotation, biological process: proteolysis. The coding region runs from base 274 to 972 and encodes 232 amino acids. The transcript is spliced from 7 exons. Gene Ontology annotation, molecular function: aspartic-type endopeptidase activity. The record is from RefSeq and is a predicted model, not a curated record.
AGAGCGAAGCUGCAUGGCGCUGCGGGCUGCGGGGCCCACCAGCCCUCCCUCUCUCUACGGCUGGGUUUUUCCAGCUGGAGCCUCACUCUCUCUACUGCAAUCGCUGGAAGCCGCCACUGUCUACCGCGGCUGCUCCUGCCCAUUAUUUAUUUAUUUAUUCACUUAUUUAUUUAUUUCGUCCCUUUUUUCCUGUACCAGCGGACCCCUAGGAGUCAGAGAGAGGGAAACGGAGAGGAGCCUGCGGUAGGGGAGGAGGCACCCCCUCCUAGAGUCAUGAGCGCUACCAGACAGAAAGCUGAAAGCAGUGACGGCAACAUGGGCAGGAGAGAGCAAGAAACUGAGCUGCGGGACAGAGCCCACCUGAGCCAGGAGCGGCGGCUCAAACAGGCUACCCAGUUCGUGCACAAAGACUCUGCUGAUCUGCUCCCAUUGGACAGUCUCAAGAGGCUUGGCACCUCCAAGGAUCUGCAGCCACACAGUGUGAUCCAGCGUCGCCUGAUGGAGGGGAACCUAGACCAGUUUCUUGGGGAGUCCUCCUUGGUUUGGGGCCAAGUUCAUGGAGCAGAGAGUACUAGGAAGACCGGUAGGAAGGAGACCCCAGCUCUUCUUGUUCACUGCAAGUGCCAGGACCAGGUAUUAAGAGUGGCAGUGGACACAGGGACCCAACACAAUCAAAUCUCUGCCAGAUGCCUCAGCCGUCUUGGGCUAGGGGAGGGGGCCCUAAAAACCCCAGGUGGGAAAAAGGCUCCUGGUGUCCUGGCCCAUGUGGAGAAGCUGGAGCUGCAACUAGGGCAAGAGACUGUGGCCUGCUCAGCUCAGGUGGUUGAUGAGGAGAAUCCUGAAUUUUGCCUGGGACUGCAGACACUGGUAUCUCUCAAGUGCUGCAUUGACCUGGAGCAUGGUGUACUACGGCUGAGAUCCCCCUGCCCAGAGCUACCAUUUCUGCCUUUCCACCAGGAGCCCGGCCAGUGACAACAAGCACUGUCUAUCCCCAGGAGAGAACACAGGGCCUUAGGGAAAGAGUCAUGGGCAGCAGGGGUGCUGCCCACCACCCUGAGCCUUGCUCACAUGUUUUGUCUGCCCACAUGUAUUCUUCUUUGCUUUUUCACCAACUUAUAUAUAAAAGGUCACAUCCUAAAUAAAUUGGAGGAGCAGGGAAAUAAAUACCUUUAGCAACUAUGGGUUGGGGAAGAAUUCAUGACCAAACAAGGGAUAGAGAGAAUUACAGAAGAGAAACUGGACAAUCUUGAUUAUAUAAACUGAGAAGUUUUUAUACAAAUAAAAUUAAUGCAUUUAAAAUUAGAAGGAAAUAGGUUAACUAAAAAAAAAAACCCUUUUUACUAAGUUUCUCUAAUAAAAGUCUGCUUACAAGUAAGGAUAUCAAUGAAACAUAUGAGAACAAGAGCCAUUCUCAAAGCAUAUGAACUGGCAGUUCUCAAAGAAAGUGAUUCAAGUUUUCAAUAGCCAUCUCUAAUCAAUAAUAAUUGGGG